AUGUCACAAGAUAAUAAUAUUAUGUUUAUAAAUUUGCCUUUUGUAUUGAUAAGUGUAAUAGUUAAUAAUAUAACUGAUAACAUAGAUAGAGUUUGUUUUAGUUUAGUUUGCAAGAGAUGGUUUGACAACAGAAAUAAAUAUCUGUUGUUCAAUGUUAAUAACACUUUAAAAAUACCAACAUCAUCACCAUCACCAAUAAACAAUGAUCAGCAGUCUCACAACACAACAAAUACAGUAGGUUCCUAUCAAUCUGUAUAUUCGACUUCAUUAGAGUUUAAAGAGAUUGUUUCGAUGAUGAUCUUAGAUAAUGACACUAAAAUUAUUAAUGAUUUUUACGAUUUAACAUUAGAUCAAAAAACAUUUUCUCAAUACGGUAUACUUACAACUGUUAGAGAGAUUUUUAUAUCUGCCAAAGUAGAUCUUCCUGAUGAUGCAUUGCUCUCGUCAAACAUCAUAAAGAUAAAUGGUCUCAAAAACUUCAAAAUGAAACUACCACCAACCACCAAGUUUCUACAUUUCAGUGGUUCAUCAAUUGAAGAUUUCACUAAAGAUUGCUUUCCAUCUGGUUUAGAGGAGCUGACCAUCAGAUCACUUUUAAGUAAUCACCUCACUAAAGGUAUGCUACCAGAUGGUUUGAAGAGCAUAUUCUUUGGACUUCGAAAAGAUCAACCAAUAGAGCCAGGUGUUCUACCUUUAUCUCUCAGGAGUCUAACUUUAAGCAGAGCCAAGCCCAAUCAACUCGCCAAAGCUGGAGUACUUCCGCCGAAUCUUGAGUCUCUACGAUUUCUUGGCUUCCCACCUACAAUUAUAAACGAACAUUAUUUACCACAGACUCUCCAAACUCUUCAAUUUGUACCUUCAAGUUGGAUUCCUUUUAUGAAAUCUCUACCAAAUUUAACAACUCUAAUUCUAGGUUUUAGCAAUGAGAAUGCUUUAAACCUGUCAGAUCUUCCACCAACAUUGACAAGUCUAGCACUUAGUUCUAGAUAUCAUUUGAAAUCAGCAUUAUCACCAGCAAUCAAAUAUCUAUCGCUCUAUCAUUCACAAAUCAAUAGCGUAAAUUUAUAUGACUUCAAAGAGAUGUUUCCAGAGACAAUACAAUAUCACCUGGAAGAGUUAUCAGUCAGCAGCUUACCAGAAUCAGUUUUGCCAAACCUCAAGAUUGACAAACUCACCCAUUCAAACUUUCCAUAUACAACUCUAAAUAUCGAUCAUUUGGAAGUCAAAAUAAUGAAAGAAGGAAUCGAACAGAGAAUUAUCAAAGGUCGUUUGAAUUUACAAACACUUCCAUAUGGAAUCAAAUAUCUUAGUAUCAGUUUCGAAGAACUUUUUUUCAAUACAGUAACAAUUCCAACAUCAGUUGAAACUCUUGAAAUAAGAGAUAGAACUGGAACUAUAAAAAAAUUACCAUUCUAUGUGAUUCCAAAUUUUGUGCGAACAUUAAUCAUUAACUUUUCAUUCCAAUAUCCACUUUACAUUCCACCAACUCUCACCAAUAUCAUAUUUAAAUAUUUGGGUUUGAGUAAAGAUAAGUGUCAUAUCAGAAAGAUAGAUUCAAAUUAUUAUCUAUUGGUUGGCUGGCUAUUUAAAGAUAAUUAUCAAGAUAAAAGAGUUGCGAAAAUCAUUCACAAAUCAAAUUUCAAUCAUUAUUUCAGAGUAUCUCAAUUAUUUUUAGAAUAA
Molecule: messenger RNA, 1680 nt
Organism: Heterostelium album PN500
Lineage: Eukaryota; Evosea; Eumycetozoa; Acytosteliales; Acytosteliaceae
Exons: 2
Coding region: 1-1680 (559 amino acids)
Source: RefSeq, a predicted model, not a curated record